UGCCUUUUGCUGAGUGCUUUCUAUGAGUGGGCCCUCGAAGAGCGACCCCCUGCCAGCAGCCUCAGCUUCUCUUGGAUACCCCUUCACAGAUGAGAAUUCCAGAUCCCCUGAGCAGUGCUUUGACUGAGGUCGCGGCCCCGUGCUUUAUAGGAAGCGCCACAGGGUCGUUUUUCCACGCUGCAGCUUGAGAACCGCAGUUUAGGGGCUGAUCCUCACGGAAUCAUGGUUAUGGCCUUUGCUAGCCUGAAUGAGACACUUUCACCAUUUAGCCUCUGAGAUGUUAUAGAUGAGCUACAACUCCUUGGUCUGACACUGGCUGAAUGAUCACUGCAUUAGCUAUGGGCCACCAUCCAAUCCAGUAUGUGUUGAGGUUCAGUGUUUUAACCCUGUGGGACUGAUGAUACCUGUCGUUUAGCUGGGGCAUGAAGCUACUGGGGGAGCUCCUCCAGUCACAGGUGGUUUUACUCCAGAUGAGCUGCUGAAGAUCUGGAAAGGGCUGUUUUACUGCAUGUGGAUGCAGGACAAGCCUCUUCAGCAGGAAGAACUAGGAAGGACCAUUUCCCAGCUCAUCCACGCUUUUCAGACUACAGAGGCACAGCACCUGUUCCUGCGGGCGUUCUGGCAGACCAUGAUCCGAGAGUGGGUGGGCAUUGACCGACUGCGCCUGGACAAGUUCUACAUGCUCAUGAGGAUGGUCCUGAGUGAGUCACUGAAGGCUGUGAAAACCCAAGGAUGGGAAGAAAGACAGAUUGAGCAGCUGCUGGAGCUGCUCACCACCGAGGUACUGAACCCCGACAGCCAGGCCCCCAAUGGGGUGAAGAGCCACUUCCUGGAGAUCUUCUUGGAGGAGCUGACCAAAGUGGGCGCUGCAGAGCUCACCGCAGACCAGAACCUGCAGUUCAUCGACCCCUUCUGCCAGAUAGCAGCCCACACUAAGGACUCCCUAGUUUUAAAUAAGAUCACGCGGAGCAUCUUUGAGACGAUUGUGGAACAGGCUCCCUUGGCCAUCGAAGACCUACUGAAUGAACUGGACACACAGAGUGGGGAGGAUGAAGCGUCAGAUGGUGAGGAGGAGUCCUCAGAGGGUGAGCAGGAUCUGCAAGACACGCCACCCAGGAGGCUGCCUGCAGGCUCCAGGCAUAAGGCUGACCCUGAGACAGACAAGGACCAGGUGUGGGAUGACGAGGAAAACGCUGGCCCUGUCCUCCAGUUUGACUACGAGGCAGUUGCUAACAGACUCUUCAAGCUUGCCAGUAGACAGAGCACUCCUUCUCAGAACAGGAAGCGCCUCUACAAAGUGAUCCAAAAGUUGCGGGACCUGGCUGGAGGCACUUUCCCUGAUGAUGAGGUCCCUGAAAAGGCCUACAAGAAGCUGCUGGAAGGGAGGCGGGAGCGGAAGAAGAAGAAAAAGAAGCGUUUGCCCACAUUGCAGCCACAGAGUAAGACAGGGGAAAGCGAGACAGAAGCCUCGAGUACAGACCCGAGCCCGCAGAUAAAGAGGAAGAGGAGCAGGAGGGAUGAGAAGGCUGGCCAAAGAGGGCCUCCUGGGAAGAGGAGGAGGAGGCCUGGUGUUAGAGCAAAGGGGGCUGGCGUCCAGCAAGCAGCGAGGAAGAGGAAGCGGCCAUUGCAGAGGGAGAAGUGAGGGGCACGCCCAAGCCAGCCAUCCCUGCUGGCACCUGGUUAUUGGGCAGGAUACCCGGACCUGCCCCCGGAGCCUCUGAAUGCCGGGCUCUGAGCUUCCCCUAGGGCAGGGACAGGGGCAGGAUGAAGAGGGAGGCCCUUGUCCAGUGCCAGCCUUCAGAGCCACUGCCUGCCUACCAGAAACUCACUCCGAAGACUCAAAAGUUCACCUGGACUCUGUGCAGUGGCCAGAGGAUCUAGAGUUUGAGUCCAGCCUGGGGCCCAGAGUUCUCCUUCCCCCAAAAUAAGAAAAAUGAAACCAGAUAUUCCACCUGUGUGGGUACUGUCACCUCUUCCCCGGGCUGCCCACAAAAUAAACUGCAGGUCCUCACGGCA
This is a messenger RNA of Peromyscus maniculatus bairdii (prairie deer mouse), 2016 nucleotides long. RefSeq names its product ribosomal RNA processing 1 (gene Rrp1). Gene Ontology annotation, biological process: rRNA processing. The record is from RefSeq and is a predicted model, not a curated record. Gene Ontology annotation, cellular component: preribosome, small subunit precursor; nucleus. Lineage: Eukaryota; Metazoa; Chordata; Mammalia; Rodentia; Cricetidae.